This is a messenger RNA of Galleria mellonella (greater wax moth), 1795 nucleotides long. Its product is annotated as V-type proton ATPase subunit D. Gene Ontology annotation, molecular function: proton-transporting ATPase activity, rotational mechanism. Gene Ontology annotation, cellular component: proton-transporting V-type ATPase complex. NCBI's taxonomy places the organism in Eukaryota, Metazoa, Arthropoda, Insecta, Lepidoptera, Pyralidae. The record is from RefSeq and is a predicted model, not a curated record. The coding region runs from base 120 to 860 and encodes 246 amino acids. The transcript is spliced from 7 exons.
AAUCACAAGACUAAUCAUAGACAAUAUUUUUAUCGUCUACUUCUGUCAUCAGGUGAUUGGGAUUGGGCCUGGGUAAAAAAUCCUCAAGGGAUAAACGUAAAUUAAUCCCUUAAAUCAAAAUGUCUGGAAAGGAUAAACUGGCGAUUUUCCCUUCUCGGGGUGCUCAAAUGUUGAUAAAGGGCCGUCUGGCUGGAGCAGUAAAAGGUCAUGGUCUAUUGAAGAAGAAGGCUGAUGCUUUACAAGUCAGAUUUCGUAUGAUCCUGAGUAAAAUUAUAGAGACUAAAACCCUUAUGGGUGAAGUAAUGAAAGAAGCUGCAUUCUCACUAGCAGAGGCAAAGUUCACAACAGGAGACUUCAACCAAGUGGUGCUGCAGAAUGUCACAAAGGCUCAGAUCAAAGUUCGGUCUAAAAAAGACAAUGUUGCUGGUGUCACUCUUCCCAUCUUUGAGUCAUACCAAGAUGGUUCUGACACAUAUGAGCUGGCGGGUCUCGCUCGUGGUGGCCAGCAGCUCGCCAAGCUGAAGAAAAACUUCCAGACAGCUGUUAAGCUGCUGGUGGAGCUUGCUUCACUGCAGACUUCAUUUAUCACUCUCGAUGAAGUUAUCAAGAUCACCAAUAGACGUGUCAAUGCUAUUGAGCAUGUAAUUAUUCCACGAUUGGAACGUACACUGGCCUAUAUUAUCUCCGAGUUGGAUGAGCUGGAACGUGAGGAGUUCUACCGGCUGAAAAAGAUCCAGGACAAGAAGAAGGUCAUCAAAGAUAAGGCUGAGGCGAAAAAAGCCGAACUUCUAGCGGCUGGCAAAGAAGUGCAGGGCAUCGCUAAUCUUCUAGACGAAGGGGAUGAGGACCUUCUCUUCUAAGUUUUUGCAUGCAGUAGAUAGAAAAGCGGCACUGCUGGCCGCCGGAGAAGAUCUCCGCGACUCCUCCAAUCUUCUCGACGACCAAGAGGACGACGUUCUGUUCUAAAUUCCACACUAACAGUCAAGUGAAACAUAAUUGCGUAGCACCCAUAUAUUGAACUUGUGUAUUAAGUUUUCACGCGAUACAUUUAUCAUACGAAUCUGCUAACUUUUUUAUUAAUAAAAAUGUUCAUGUCCUAUAUUUUCUCUAUUAUGUUCUGUCUCUUUUAAAUCAAUUGUCAGCUUCCAUAGACAAAGUAUAAACGAAUCUAUUAUUAGAAUCGUAAGCGCUAGCGAGCCCGUAAGAUAGAAUGAAAUGGCGACAUCCGCUAUCUUGUUCUUUCACAUGAGAACGCUAACCGAAACUAUUCUAUCGAUAGAUUCGUUUUGCCUUGUCUAAGGGGGCUUAUUAGAAAAAGACAAAACAUUUUAAUGACCAAAAUCAGGUUAUUAGACGGUUUUAUGAAUAACAAAGUUAGACUUCGUGGUAUAUAUAUCAAUACGUGGAUUAUUUCUAUGUCAACUUGGCUGUCCAAAUAAUAUUACAGUGUUCAAUUGCGUUGUAAAUAAUAUAUUGUUGUCAUAUUAACAUGUUUAUAGACUUCUUAUGAAGUGCAUUGAUAUUGCAUAAAGAUAUUUACGUGGACACGUAAUGUUCACGCUUGCUUAAGGUCGUAUGUAAGCAUUCCACCAUACGUGUGUUAUUCAAUAGACAGGUACUAAUAGAAGAAAUGUGGUGCCGGAGUUAGCUCUCCUGGUAUCAGUAAUAAGUACACCACUUAAGUAUUUAUGUUUUUGAAUUGUUGUUCGAUUAUUACAAUAUAUUUUAAGUGAACGAUCAUGUAAAUACAAUUUGUGAUGCAAAUUAGAAAAAAAAUAUUAUUAUUCUUAUUGAA